Molecule: messenger RNA, 4489 nt
Organism: Castor canadensis (American beaver)
Lineage: Eukaryota; Metazoa; Chordata; Mammalia; Rodentia; Castoridae
Gene: Pnpla6
Product: patatin like domain 6, lysophospholipase
Biological process (GO): phosphatidylcholine metabolic process
Cellular component (GO): endoplasmic reticulum
Molecular function (GO): phosphatidylcholine lysophospholipase A1 activity
Source: RefSeq, a predicted model, not a curated record
GUGGGACUAUUAACUCCCGGUAUGCUCAGCGCGCACACGCGGUCCCGCGAGAACGGGACCUAGGCGGAACUACGUUUCCCAGUGUGCACCGCGAGCCGCCGAGCCACAGGGAAGAGUCGCGCCCCCGGGGAGGGAGCAGCGCUGGCCCAUUCUGCAGAUGGGGACACCGAGUCAUGGGCUGAAUACGACCUCCUCGGGGGCGGAGGUGAUGAAUUGGGAUGAGGCCCAGGACGUCCUGGCCCCCGAGGUGGGAUCGGCCGGACCGAUAUGCGGUUCGCAGCCAGUGCCGUUCAUCCCUCAGGUGCUGGGCGUGAUGAUCGGUGCCGGAGUGGCGGUGCUGGUCACGGCCGUGAUCAUCCUUCUGGUGGUGCGGAGGUUGCGAGUGCCGAAAACCCCAGCCCCGGAUGGUCCCCGGUAUCGGUUCCGGAAGAGGGACAAAGUGCUUUUCUAUGGCCGGAAGAUCAUGCGGAAGGUGUCACAAUCCACUUCCUCCCUGGUGGACACCUCCGUCUCCACCACUUCCAGGCCACGAAUGAAGAAGAAACUUAAAAUGCUCAACAUUGCCAAGAAGAUCUUGCGAAUCCAGAAGGAGACCCCAACACUACAGCGAAAGGAGCCCCCACCUGCGGUGCUGGAGGCUGACCUGACAGAGGGUGACCUGGCCAACUCCCACCUGCCCUCCGAGGUGCUGUACAUGCUCAAGAAUGUCCGGGUGCUGGGCCACUUCGAGAAGCCGCUUUUCCUGGAGCUGUGCCGGCACAUGGUCUUCCAGCGCCUGGGCCAGGGUGACUAUGUCUUCCGGCCGGGCCAACCAGAUGCCAGCAUCUAUGUGGUUCAGGAUGGGCUCCUGGAGCUUUGCCUGCCUGGGCCUGAUGGAAAGGAGUGUGUUGUGAAGGAAGUGGUUCCUGGGGACAGCGUCAACAGCCUUCUGAGCAUCCUGGAUGUCAUCACUGGUCACCAGCAUCCCCAGCGGACUGUGUCUGCCCGGGCAGCGCGUGACUCCACAGUGCUGCGGCUUCCAGUGGAGGCCUUCUCUGCUGUCUUCACCAAGUACCCAGAGAGCUUGGUGCGGGUGGUACAGAUCAUCAUGGUACGGCUGCAGCGAGUCACUUUCCUGGCUCUUCACAACUACCUGGGUCUGACCAAUGAGCUUUUCAGCCAUGAGAUUCAGCCCCUACGCCUGUUCCCCAGCCCGGGCCUACCAACCCGCACCAGCCCCGUGCGUGGCUCCAAGCGGGUGGCCAGCACCUCAGCUACUGAGGAGCCCAGGGAGACCCCAGGUCGGCCACCAGACCCCACUGGAGCCCCACUGCCUGGACCUUCAGGGGACCCUGUGAAGCCCACAUCUCUGGAAACCCCCUCGGCCCCUCUGCUGAGUCGCUGCAUCUCCAUGCCAGUGGACAUCUCAGGCUUGCAGGGUGGCCCCCGCUCCGACUUCGACAUGGCAUAUGAGCGUGGUCGGAUCUCUGUGUCCCUGCAAGAAGAGGCCUCUGGUGGGCCCCAGGCAGCCCCUGCUCGGACCCCCACUCAGGAGCCCCGGGAGCAGCCGGCUGGUGCCUGUGAGUACAGCUACUGUGAAGAUGAGACGGCUGCUGGUGGCUGCCCCUUUGGGCCCUACCAGGACCGCCAGACCAGCAGCAUCUUUGAGGCAGCAAAACGAGAGUUAGCCAAGCUGAUGCGGAUUGAGGAUCCCUCCCUCCUCAACAGCAGAGUCUUGCUGCAUCAUGCCAAAGCUGGCACCAUCAUCGCCCGCCAGGGGGACCAGGACGUGAGUCUGCACUUCGUGCUCUGGGGCUGUUUGCACGUGUACCAACGCAUGAUUGACAAGGCGGAGGACGUGUGUCUGUUCGUGGCCCAGCCGGGGGAGCUGGUGGGACAGCUGGCGGUGCUCACAGGCGAGCCCCUCAUCUUUACACUGCGUGCCCAGCGCGACUGCACCUUCCUUCGUAUCUCCAAGUCGGAUUUCUAUGAGAUCAUGCGUGCACAGCCCAGUGUGGUGCUGAGCGCGGCGCACACAGUGGCCGCUAGGAUGUCACCCUUUGUGCGCCAAAUGGACUUCGCCAUCGACUGGACGGCAGUGGAAGCGGGACGCGCGCUGUACAGGCAGGGCGACCGCUCCGACUGCACCUACAUUGUGCUCAACGGGCGGCUGCGCAGCGUCAUCCAGCGUGGCAGCGGCAAGAAAGAGCUGGUGGGGGAGUAUGGCCGCGGGGAUCUCAUUGGUGUGGUGGAGGCACUGACCCGGCAGCCUCGAGCCACCACGGUGCACGCGGUGCGUGAUACAGAGCUGGCCAAGCUCCCUGAGGGCACCUUGGGUCACAUCAAACGUCGGUACCCACAGGUCGUGACACGCCUCAUCCAUUUACUGAGCCAGAAAAUUCUAGGGAAUUUGCAGCAGCUGCAAGGACCCUUCCCAGGCUCAGGGCUGGGUGUCCUUCCACACUCGGAACUCACCAACCCAGCCAGCAACCUGGCCACGGUGGCAGUCCUGCCAGUGUGUGCUGAGGUGCCCAUGAUGGCCUUCACGCUGGAGCUGCAGCACGCUCUGCAAGCCAUAGGCCCCACGCUCCUCCUCAACAGUGACAUCAUCCGGGCACGCCUGGGGGCCUCAGCACUGGAUAGCAUCCAGGAGUUCCGGCUGUCAGGGUGGCUAGCCCAGCAGGAGGAUGCGCACCGCAUAGUGCUGUACCAAACAGAUACGUCACUGACGCCCUGGACCGUGCGCUGCCUGCGCCAGGCUGACUGCAUCCUCAUUGUGGGCCUAGGUGAUCAGGAGCCCACUCUUGGCCAGCUGGAGCAGAUGCUGGAGAACACAGCCGUGCGCGCCCUCAAGCAGCUGGUCCUCCUGCACCGUGAGGAAGGCCCGGGUCCCACGCGCACAGUGGAGUGGCUCAACAUGCGCAGCUGGUGCUCAGGACACCUGCAUCUGCGCUGCCCUCGCCGCCUCUUUUCUCGCCGCAGCCCCGCCAAGCUGCAUGAGCUCUAUGAGAAGGUUUUCUCCAGACGAGCAGAUCGGCACAGCGACUUCUCCCGCUUGGCCCGGGUGCUCACGGGAAACACUAUUGCCCUGGUGCUAGGCGGGGGUGGGGCCAGGGGCUGCUCACAUAUCGGGGUGCUGAAGGCAUUAGAGGAGGCGGGAGUGCCAGUCGAUCUCGUGGGCGGCACAUCCAUUGGUUCCUUUAUUGGGGCUCUGUAUGCGGAGGAGCGCAGCGCCAGUCGCACUAAGCAGCGGGCUCGCGAAUGGGCCAAGAGCAUGACUUCUGUAAUGGAACCCGUGUUGGAUCUCACAUACCCUGUCACCUCCAUGUUCACGGGUUCAGCCUUUAACCGCAGCAUCCACCGUGUCUUCCAAGAUAAGCAGAUUGAGGACCUGUGGCUGCCUUACUUCAACGUGACCACAGACAUCACCGCCUCAGCCAUGCGUGUCCACAAAGAUGGCUCUCUGUGGCGGUAUGUGCGUGCCAGCAUGACGCUAUCAGGCUACCUGCCCCCGCUGUGCGACCCAAAGGACGGGCACCUGCUCAUGGAUGGUGGCUACAUCAACAACCUGCCAGCGGACAUCGCCCGCAGCAUGGGUGCCAAAACAGUCAUCGCCAUUGACGUGGGGAGCCAGGAUGAGACAGACCUCAGUACCUAUGGGGACAGCCUGUCUGGCUGGUGGCUGCUGUGGAAGAGGCUAAACCCCUGGGCUGACAAGGUGAAGGUCCCAGACAUGGCUGAGAUCCAGUCCCGCCUGGCUUAUGUGUCCUGCGUGCGGCAGCUCGAGGUUGUCAAGUCCAGCUCCUACUGCGAGUACCUGCGCCCGCCCAUCGACUGCUUCAAGACCAUGGACUUCGGGAAGUUUGACCAGAUCUAUGAUGUGGGCUACCAGCAUGGGAAGGCUGUGUUUGGAGGCUGGACCCGUGGCGACGUCAUUGAGAAAAUGCUCACAGACCGGCGGUCUGCAGACCUUAACGAGAGCCGACGUGCAGAUAUCCUUGCGUUCCCAAGCUCUGGCUUCACCGACUUGGCGGAAAUUGUGUCCCGGAUUGAGCCUCCCACCAGCUAUGUGUCUGAUGGCUGUGCUGAUGGGGAAGAAUCAGACUGCCUGACUGAGUAUGAGGAAGACGCCGGGCCCGACUGCUCAAGAGAUGAAGGGGGCUCCCCCGAGGGUGCCAGCCCCAGCACUGCCUCAGAGGAGGAGGAGAAGUCCAUCCUCCGGCAUCGGCGCUGUGUGCCCCAGGAGCCUCCCAGCUCAGCUGCAGACGCCUAAUGACCUCACCAGAGGACCCAUGUCCCAGCGUGGGCUGGGCUGGGUCUGUGAGGGGAGCUCGCUCCCCUCCUCCUGCUGCUAUGCCUAUGAUACUCCUUGGGUCUCCCAACUCCCAGGGCCCAAACACUGGACUGACCUGCCCUGCCCUGCCCUGCCCUGAGGGGAGGGCAGCAUUGCACUGAUGACCGACUAUGUCACUCCUUCCCUCCCCCACACACACAAAGAAAUAAAUUUAUC